Colossoma macropomum (tambaqui) is the source of this 1621-nucleotide messenger RNA. Its product is annotated as endonuclease domain-containing 1 protein-like. The transcript has 2 exons. Lineage: Eukaryota; Metazoa; Chordata; Actinopteri; Characiformes; Serrasalmidae. The record is from RefSeq and is a predicted model, not a curated record. Gene Ontology annotation, molecular function: metal ion binding; nucleic acid binding; hydrolase activity. Bases 324 to 1214 code for a protein of 296 amino acids.
CAUGUGCUUUCAUGUAAUUUUUUUGAAAACAAAAUCAUUCAUAAGCAAAUUCUUUAUUUUCUUAAGCAUUACAAAGCGUUCUUAAACAUGGCACAACCCACCUUCUAAUACAUUUCUUAUACAGGUGGAUGAAGUGAAACAUUUAAAGUUAUUGCCUUGAAUGAUAAGACACUAUACUGGCAGCUGAGGUGAUUCUGCAUUUGGGAACUCCACCUCCUACCUUCUGAUUACAGCAGAUCACAUGUCUACUCCUUCCUUUGAGAUGCUCUCUAUUUAUUUGCCCCUGUUUUCUGCUCUCCUCAGACAGAGCUCUGGUUUUCAGGAUGAAGCUCCACACUCUGCUCCUGCUGCUGGGUUUUCCCUCGCUGUCCGUGUCCGAGGUCGUGCAGUCUUUUAAAGAAACCUGCCCUGAGUUCUUUAUCCGAAACCCCUAUAAUCAGAAUGAAGUGAUCACCCCUACUGUUUUCAAGGGAGAACAGUAUAAGCAGAUUUGCCAGCGCUGGAAAGGCCAGUAUAGAUAUGCCACUCUCUACGACAGGUUGAGCAGGAUCCCAGUCUACUCCGCAUACACUUUUACUAGUAAAGGCAAAAGUAUUCGACCUGAUGAGUGGAUGAUAGAACCUCAGCUUGAUCUACCGUCUACGGAAAAUAACAAAGAGAUGAAGGUGAUGACACCAGAUAUUGCAGACAAGAUUCUUUUCCAGGCUAAGGAAAAAGACUAUACUUCAGUCUUUACUAAAGGCCAUGUGUUUCCAAACGGUUAUGCUGUUGAUCAGGAACAGGCAGAGUCCAGCUUUACACUCACCAACGCAGCACCACAAACUGGAAAAAGCAAUGAAGAAUGGGCAAAUCAGGUGGAAAAUCCAAUGCUCAAAGAAAUUAAAAAACUGUGUAAGCUAAACAAUCCAGCUUAUAUUGUGACUGGGGUGGUUCCAGGAGAGAAAUGGCUGCCCAUAGAAAUAAGGGAAAAAAGCAUUAAAAAUGGACUUAACAUUCCCAGUCAUUACUGGACAGCCUUCUCUUGCGUUAACAACAAAAAGGAACACAUUUCCAAAGCCUACCUUGCUCAACAAAUAAACCCUUAUCUAAAUAUCCAGUUUGACAAAAGGGAGAUGACUGUUGACGAGCUGAAUUCUGAGCUCACUAAACUUUAUAAGCAGGCAUUCAGUGUGUUCAUGAAGAAACUCCAGCGGAGAAAUACUGUUAAGUUUUAGUCUUAAUUUUACCUAUUAAUGUUUGUGCUAACUAAUGCUAUACUAGGCAUACAUUACACAUUUUAUUAAGCAGAACAGUAACACUGCAUUUUUAUUAUUUCUAUUUGUACUAAUGUAUUACAACUGUAAUUAAUUAAACUGCUUCUGUGAACACAAGUCAAGUCAUAUGAAGCGUCCCCUUCUAACCACCUACAACUUUUUGGUCACUUGAUGAUUUGAUCUCUCAUUAUGAAGCACUUUUAAAUGUGAAGAAAACACUAAAUAAGCUGUAUAUUUAUUUGCUUUUUGGUGAAAGUUUCUGUCGUCAUGACUAACAUCCCUGACAGGAUAUUUGUGUGAGUAAUGAUGGUUAAUGAAUGUUAAUGAAAGUAACUUCCUAUUAGAGCAUAAAGAGAAACUGUUCAGAU